Messenger RNA from Mesocricetus auratus (golden hamster), 1017 nucleotides. Its product is annotated as olfactory receptor Olfr180. NCBI's taxonomy places the organism in Eukaryota, Metazoa, Chordata, Mammalia, Rodentia, Cricetidae. The record is from RefSeq and is a predicted model, not a curated record. Gene Ontology annotation, biological process: G protein-coupled receptor signaling pathway. Gene Ontology annotation, cellular component: membrane. Gene Ontology annotation, molecular function: odorant binding; olfactory receptor activity; G protein-coupled receptor activity. The transcript has 4 exons.
AUGACCAGUAGCAAGAACAGAGCAUGGAAAACACUGGCAAAAUUGUUUCACUCUGUCAUCCAGACCGUGAAAAAAAGGCAUUUUUCCUCAUACCCAUUGAAACAAUUCUUGAAGGCUAAUGCCUUAAAGGAUUGCCACAGUCCCUUUUGGUGCUUGGAGUUUGUUCUCACAAGUCUCACAUGCCAACCACAGUGGAAAAUUCUUCUGUUCUUAGUGUUCUUGUUAAUAUACCUUAUGACCAUUAUGGGGAACCUUGGUCUUAUCACUCUUAUCUGUAAUUACCCUCAACUUCACAUUCCCAUGUAGGUGUACAUCUUUCUGGGCAACCUGGCUCUCAUGGAUUUCUGCUGCUCCUGCGCCAUCACUCCCAAGAAGCUACAGAACUUCUUUUCUGUGGACAGGAGGAUUUCUCUCUAUGAAUGCAUGGUACAGUUCUAUUUUCUCUGUCUUGCUGAAACUGCAGACUGCUUCCUUCUGGCAGCAAUGGCCUAUGACCUCUAUGUGGCCAUAUGCAACCCACUGCAAUACUACACCAUGAUGUCCAAGAAGCUCUCCAUUCAGAUGAGUAUAGCCACCUUCAUAGCCAGCAACUUGCAUUCUAUGAUACAUGUAGGCUGUCUCUUAAGGUUAACUUUCUGUAAAUCCAACUGCAUUGAUCACAUCUUCUGUGACAUUCUUCCACUGUAUAGGGUGUCCUGUACAGAUCUUUUUAUUAGUGAACUAAUGGUAUAUGUUUUUUCAAUGCCAAUUCAAGUCUUUACUAUUACCACUGUCUUGGUCUCUUAUUUCUGCAUUCUUUUCUUUAUUAUCAAGAUGAAAUACAACGAUGGGAGAGGAAAAGCAUUUUCUACGUGUGCAUCCCACUUCCUUUCUGUGUCAAUAUUCUGCAUCUGCCUUCUCAUGUAUAUUCAACCAUUCGAAGAAGGGAAUAAAGACAUUCCAGUGGUUGUAUUUUAUACAGUUAUUAUUCCUUUGUUAAACCCUUUUAUUUACACCCUUAGGAAUAAGGAGAUUUAA